AUGUCUACCUUGGGGCACCAGACCCCCAGCGGCCUCAAAAUAACCGACUGUCGAGUCUUAGAGGGAUUGCAGAGAUAUUCCUCCAGCCCCACAUACCUGCCGGUCAACUAUCGGGUGCUCAACGCGGACUUGGCGUUCUUCCUGAAGGAAGCCAACCAGGACUUCAUGAGGAACUCUAGCCUGAUGUCCCGGACUGAGCCCUUCUUUAUCUACCAGGCCAGAAGUUUGCCCUCAAUGAACACUAGCUAUGGGCCCCUCUCCGUGGAACAACCUGUCCCUUUAGAGCUCCUACAGAGCCCGGGGACAUUUCCUGCCUCUUCUGUUUUUACCUUCAACUGGAAGGUGCAGACCUUUAUCAUGAAUACCAGGAUUCACUUGGCCAAGCCCAAAGUCCAGGUGCUGUUUUAUGUUGCAGGCAGGGACUGGGACGAUUACAGCGCUAUCGACAAGCUGCCCUGUGUGCACAUGUUUGCUUUCCAUGAAACCCAGGAGGUGCGUGGCACAUGCCAACUGAAGGGGGGGCUGGGGCUGUGUGUGGCUGAGCUGGAGCCCUUGGCCAGCUGGUUCAGCCCACCCAGUAUAGUGCCAGGACGCCAGAGGAACCUUGAGGUGUCCGAGGGCACACCAGUGGAGCUGUACUACAUGCUGCAGUCCGCAGAAGCAGGGGAGUGCCACUCAGAGGAGGCCAGGAAGGACGACUUCAUCCGCUCAAGCCAGGAAGGGCUGUUUGGUUCCUACACCUCCACACCGCUGCGUAGGAUCGGUGGUGUGAGGCUCUACCAGAACCCCACUCCACCGCCCCUUGUUGAACACAGGCUUGAUAACAACUUUAUGGUCAUGGUGCCAGCAACACCCGUGAGACAGAGAGAAACCGUCUCUGCGUACAUCACUGUGUCAGCCGACUCGCCUGUGGAGAUGUUUACUCUAAGAGUGAAGUUGAAAGAAGGAUUGACGUUUCUUGGGGCUCGUCCCAGCAAUCCCACUCAGUGGAUAGUUAGCCAGGAUGUGAGGAGCGAAGGCCACCGAGUGGUGACUCUCCACUGCCGCAGGAAGGAAUCCGGCUACGAUCAGCAAAGGUCUGAGAUGGGAGUUCAGAGGGUGCUCCAGGUGGAUCUGAAAAUGGAAAUCUUUCCUGAGCCGUUGGGCAGCCGCUGGAUGGCCUGGCAGGUGGAGUACCCGGCCAGUCGUACCACCACACAAGAGGCUGAGACGGAGAUCCAACUGGCGCAGGAGGACCUGGCGGGCAUCGUGCCCCUGGCCAUGGACUCUGAGAUUUUGAACACCGCCGUGCUGACUGGGAAGACAGUGGCUGUCCCUGUAAAAGUGGUGACCAUCGGAGUCGACACCUCUGUCACAGACAUCUCCGAAGCAGUUAAGUGUCGCACGACAGACGAAGAUGUGGUCAAGGUGUCAGAUAGGUGCGACUAUGUUUUCGUGAAUGGAAAGGAGAUGAAGGGCAAGGUGAAGAUGAUGGUGAACUUCACCUAUGGAUACCUGAGUGCUCAGCUGGAGCUCAACGUGUGGAUCCCUCGACUGCCCCUCCAGAUUGAGGUGUCUGACACGGAGCUGAGCCAGAUCAAAGGGUGGAGGGUACCCAUCAUGGCCACCAGUCAGAGGUCCACACGGGACAGCGAGGAUGAUGAAGAUGAAGACAGAAGAGGGCGAAGCUGCACUCUUCAGUACCAACACGCCAUGAUCAGAGUCCUUACCCAUUUUGUAGCUGAGUCAGCUGAUCCUCGAGGCCAAACCAGUUUCAUGCUGGGCACUGAUUGGCAGGUGGACAUCACAGAGCUGGUGUGGGACUUCCUAAAAGUAGAGGACCCGCAGAUUGCAAAGCUACUGGACAGGAGGAUCCUGGUGGGACUGGACAUGGGGAUGACAACAAUCCAGGUGUUGUCUCCUUUGUCCGACUCCAUCCUGGCAGAGAAGACUAUCACAGUGGUGGAUGACAAAGUGACCAUCACAGAGCUGGGCGUCCAGCUGGUGACGGGCCUCUCCAUGAGCCUCCAGCUUAGUCCAGGAAGCAACAGAGCCAUCCUGGCCACCACAACCACACAGGAGAUUCUGCAGAGCCCCAAACAGGAGGCCUUGAUCAGCGCAUGGCUGCAGUUCAGCGACGGCUCUGUGGCUCCUCUAGACCUGUACAAUGCCGACUUCUUUAUCCUGACGGCCACCUCCCUAGAUGACGAAAUAGUAACAGUGCAGCAGAACCCCUCGUGGAAGUGGCCUGUCAUCGUGACGGAGGCGGAGGGCCAAGGCCUGCUGGUCAGGGUGGAAAUGACUGUUUGCGAGGUCUGCCAGAAGUUCAAGCGGCGCAGCAUCCUGGCAGCAGGGAACUGUAACGUCAGAGUGAAGUUUGGUCAUAGUGACAGCUCAAGGGGAGGGAGCAGCGACUACAGCCCUGAUGGAGACGACAUGGAGAACGGAGGCAGGCUCUCCCCAUCCCAGGACAGGACCGGCCCCGACACUCACUACUAUGGCAGCUCCAUCUCUGACAUGGAGGAUGGGGUGUUGAAGAGAGCCACCACCACUAGAAGCGCAAUAAUGCGCAGACCCAAUGGAGAUAAACUUUCAGAUGAUGAUAGGCAGAACAUGCCUAUUGACUUUGCUGACUUCCCUGCACAAGUGGACCUGCCCCGCGGUCGCAAUAUGGACGAUGACCUCAUUCAAACUGCUCGUGGGCUCACAGACCUGGAGAUCGGCAUGUACGCUUUGCUGGGGGUCUUCUGCCUUGCCAUCCUGGUCUUUCUCAUCAACUGCAUUUCAUAUACCCUGAAGUACCGCCACAAGGAGCUCUCGAUUGAGGGCCAGGAGAACAUGAACCAUGCCCACGAUUGGGUGUGGUUGGGGAAUGAGGCCGAGCUGCUGGAGAGCCAGAUCAGCCUGUCGCCCCAGCAGGAGGAACAGACCUCCAUGAUAGACUCGAGCGGCGGGCUUGAGGAAGGCAGCCACUUGCUGAACGGAAGCUCAGCCCAGAAGAACGUGCAGGGCCAAGUGCACCGGGCAGCAGACACUGGGUGCAUAGUCAAGGAUAGCAAGGGAGACUCACCCACCACCAAGAGGAAGCGAGUCAAGUUCACCACGUUCACCACCAUCCCCUCAGACAGUAGCUACCCCACUGUGAACACACUGACUGGAGGCCACAGCCGGGACAUUAAGUGGGUUUGCCAAGACGUGGAGCUGGAAGACUCCAAGGAGUUGCGCAAUUACAUGGAAAGAGGAAAGUGGGUCUGGACAGAAACCGGACCCUGA
Molecule: messenger RNA, 3252 nt
Organism: Cyclopterus lumpus (lumpfish)
Lineage: Eukaryota; Metazoa; Chordata; Actinopteri; Perciformes; Cyclopteridae
Product: transmembrane protein 132C
Exons: 10
Coding region: 1-3252 (1083 amino acids)
Source: RefSeq, a predicted model, not a curated record